Molecule: messenger RNA, 1351 nt
Organism: Mangifera indica (mango)
Lineage: Eukaryota; Viridiplantae; Streptophyta; Magnoliopsida; Sapindales; Anacardiaceae
Product: serine/threonine-protein kinase ATG1t-like
Exons: 8
Coding region: 63-905 (280 amino acids)
Biological process (GO): peptidyl-serine phosphorylation; autophagy; autophagosome organization
Cellular component (GO): autophagosome; cytoplasm
Molecular function (GO): protein serine/threonine kinase activity; ATP binding
Source: RefSeq, a predicted model, not a curated record
AAAGCAUAAAUUCUAGCUAAGCAACGGAAGCAUAAACCCAGAGCAGAUAUUAAUUUUUAAUCAUGAGCAACUUUCAGACCGCAGUGGACCCUGAAACGUCACAAAAUAUCUCCAAUAACUUAACUAAACUAGCUGGAAACUACCUGUUGAAAUCGAAGCUUGGGGAGAGUCCUUCCUCCACGGUGUGGAAAGCGGAGCACGUGUCAUCGGGAGAUGUAGUUGCGGUGAAGCAAAUUUAUCUCCACAAACUGAACAAACACCUGAGGAGUUGCUUGGACUGUGAGCUUAAUUUUCUUUCUUCUGUAAGGCACCCCAACAUAAUUCGCCUUUUCGAGGUGUUCCAGGCUGAAACUUGCAUAUUCCUUGUUGUUGAGUUUUGUGCUGGGGGAAAUCUUGCUUCUUAUAUUCAGCAACAUGGGACACUUCCGGAGCUGACUGCCAGAAAAUUUAUGCAGCAGCUUGGAGCUGGCUUGGAAAUUCUACAUUCUCACCACAUUAUUCACAGGGACUUGAAACCAGAGAACAUUCUACUAUCUCAUGCAGAGGAUGGUGUGGUGCUCAAGAUAUCUGAUUUUGGUCUUUCAAGCAAUCUCCAUCCGGGCAAGUGUGCUGAGAAAGUAUGUGGAUCGCCAUUAUACAUGGCUCCUGAAGUUCUGCAAUUUCUUAGAUAUGAUGAAAAGGUAGACAUGUGGAGUGUUGGUGCAAUUCUUUUCGAGCUUCUUAAUGGCUACCCACCCUUUCAUGGUAGGAAUAAUGUCCAGUUGCUGCAGAACAUCAAGUCAUCUACACAUCUACCAUUCUCUCAGUGUAUUCUACCCUGGUUGCAUCCAGACUGCCUUGAUAUGUGUUUAAAACUACUUUCUAAAAAUCCAGGUUUUACUUUUUGUGGAUCGUAUGUCCUUUAGUGAAUUCUAUCAGCAUAGAUUCCUGAGAAGAAAAGAGUGGGAAACUGACACCAACUUUUGAUGUUCCAUGUUUAAUUCUUCCCCUGUAUGGUAAAUCAGUCUAAUCCAUUACAGCUAUCCAUAGUCACUCUUAUACUGCACAUAAAUUUGCGGUGGCGUAGCAGUCAUCAUAGGUUCAUUAACAUCAAACUAAGUUUUCUCUGGUGAAAUAGUCUUAAUUUCUUGUGUCUUCUACUACCUCACGAACCAUAUUUCCAAUUGUAUCUUUGAUAUCACCAUGUAAAGAAGCAACUGAAAAAUGGCAAUUUGGUGGAGGUCGUGGCAUUGUAAAGGAUUUUCACUUGUUAUUGUUAAAUAGGUGAUCAUAGGUAGUGCGAGAUUUUGUAUCAUUGUAAUCUACAGUAAUACCCAUUCCAUCAAGUUACAUAAUUUCCCUCUUUGAUGCC